GCUGGCCUGGGCCGGGGAGGGUGCGGGUCCGGCAGCACCCAGCAGGGCGGCGGGUGCAGCCCUGGCCCAGCGCUCGGCUCUCCGCCCCAUUCUGCCGCUGGCAGGGCCAGUGCCGGCGAGGGGACCCGGCUCCAGGGACGGAAGAGCGAGGCCGCGGCGACGGAGGCCGAGGUCCCGGGGGCCUGACUGCUGCCGUGGAAAGCCGUGAGCUCGGCGAAUGCCGAGGGCUCUGGGGUCACUCUCGGCCAGCGGCGAGCCUGAGCACUCGCAGGAUGCUCGCCGGCUCCGGCCUGAAGAACGCUCCGGUGGACCUGCGGGCCAGGUGACCCAGCCCGCCGGGGGCGCGCGGAGGAGGUCCUGCAGUCAGGAGAGGAUGGCCAUGGCCGCUACAGGAGCUGAGGUCAAGGAACCGCAACGUCACAAUGGCUGCCUCGUCCGGCUUUCUAACCCGCACCUGGCCACCAUGAAGGAGGACCUGCUGUACCACUUCAGCCUGGGCACCGGCACACACGACUUCCCGGCCAUGUUUGGGGAUGUGAAGUUUGUGUGUGUGGGAGGAAGCCCCUCGCGGAUGAGUGCCUUCAUCAAGUACGUGGCCGCAGAGCUGGGCCUUGGCCGCCCAGAUGAAGACCACCCCAACAUCUGCACAGGGACCGACCGCUACGCCAUGUACAAAGCUGGGCCGGUGCUGUCCGUCAGCCACGGCAUGGGUGUUCCCUCCAUCGCCAUCAUGCUGCACGAGCUCAUCAAGCUGCUGUACCACGCCCGGUGCUCUGACGUUACCAUCAUCCGCAUCGGCACUUCUGGCGGAAUAGGCCUGGAGCCCGGCUCUGUGGUCAUCACCCGGCAGGCCGUGGACGCCUGCUUCCGGCCGGAGUUUGAGCAGAUCAUCCUGGGCAAGCGGGUGGUCCGCAACACGGACCUAGACGAGUGGCUGGUGCAGGAGCUGAUGCAGUGCUCCAGCGAGCUGGCCGAGUUCAACACCGUCGUGGGCAACACCAUGUGCACCUUGGACUUCUAUGAGGGGCAAGGCCGGCUGGACGGCGCCCUCUGCUCCUACACAGAGAAAGACAAGCAGGCCUACCUGCACGCGGCCCACGCCGCCGGCAUCCGCAACAUCGAGAUGGAAUCCUCCGUCUUCGCCGCCAUGUGCAGCGCGUGUGGCCUGCGAGCGGCUGUGGUGUGUGUCACCCUCCUGGACCGCCUGCUAGGAGACCAGAUCAGCAGCCCACACGAGGUGCUGUCCGAGUACCAGCAGCGGCCGCAGCGGCUGGUGAGCUACUUCAUCAAGAAGAGCCUUGGGAAGGCCUGAGUGUUCCUGACCCACGGCACCCCUGGGACAGCUGCUGUGAUGAGCGCCAAUAAAAACCUUUUCCAGAACCCCCGACUGCGUGGCUGAGCGUCUGGGGAUGGGACUGCUCUUCAGAGACCAGGAGUCCUGGAUUAACCACA
Messenger RNA from Lepus europaeus (European hare), 1452 nucleotides. RefSeq names its product uridine phosphorylase 1 (gene UPP1). The transcript has 9 exons. Gene Ontology annotation, biological process: nucleotide catabolic process; uridine catabolic process. Gene Ontology annotation, cellular component: cytosol; cytoplasm. The record is from RefSeq and is a predicted model, not a curated record. Lineage: Eukaryota; Metazoa; Chordata; Mammalia; Lagomorpha; Leporidae. Gene Ontology annotation, molecular function: uridine phosphorylase activity. The coding region runs from base 218 to 1312 and encodes 364 amino acids.